Caenorhabditis briggsae is the source of this 429-nucleotide messenger RNA. Gene Ontology annotation, molecular function: 2 iron, 2 sulfur cluster binding. The transcript has 4 exons. NCBI's taxonomy places the organism in Eukaryota, Metazoa, Nematoda, Chromadorea, Rhabditida, Rhabditidae. The coding region runs from base 1 to 429 and encodes 142 amino acids. The record is from RefSeq and is a predicted model, not a curated record. Gene Ontology annotation, cellular component: intracellular membrane-bounded organelle.
AUGCUUGGAAGAGCAGUGCAAAAGCUUCAAGCAGCCACUCCAAUUCUGAAAAAUCACAAAAAAGACUUCAAAGAUUCCAAAAAAUCCCAAAAAUCGCAAUUUCAGACCACAGCGGCUCGUGGAAAGGCUCGUGGCGUGAUUGUGCAGAGCUACGCAGCCGACGUUCUUCCAUUCAAGGGGAAACCAGCGGAAGCCAAAUCGAGACGCGUCCGUUUGGAGGCCGGAAAGACCUAUCAUUGGUGUUCGUGUGGUUUGAGUGUUAAGCAGCCAUUCUGCGAUGGAACCCACAAAGUGCCAGGGCUCACCAACGUUCGUCCAGUCAGUUUUCAGGUCGAAAAAACCGGCGACUACUCAAUGUGCGGAUGCAAACAGACCGAUUCUCGACCACUUUGCGAUGGAAAACACUCGGAUGUCAGUUUUCUAUGCUGA